CUUGCUCAGUGGAAGCAAGCCGCAGAGCUCCACAUCUGUUCUGCAACACGGAAGACGACCACGAAGACGACAACGAGGAGCAGCAGUCCCAGCGCUGGCGCGCGAGAGGAGAACGCAACAACCGAUGGUACCGCUAUAGCGCCCUCCGCGAUUCUCGAUUGACUGCCCGCCCACACGUAAUUUGGGGGCCCUCAACCGCCCUGCCCGACUCGUUCUCGCACCCAACUCCUCCCUCGUCCACACCAACCCAGAAGAACCCCUCGAGCACCAUCCAGAAACAUGGUCCGCGGCCGCCAAUUCCGCGCGGCGCGGGUCUACGACACGGCCAAGGCGCUGCUGACCCCGCUCGUGCACAAAGACGGGGUCACGGAGCGGACGGCGCCGCCGUGGCUGCAGGCGGUGACGCACAUCCCGCCGGCGGAGGUGCUCACGCGCCCGUACCCGCUGCAGCACACGGAGCCGCGGGACCGGCUGGCCGGCGGGCGCGUGCCGCGCAACCUGUUCCGCCCGACGCGCAUCGUGCACCCGGAGGACGAGCUGCGCCGGGACUUCUACCGCGACCACCCGUGGGAGCUGGCCCGCCCCAAGCUGGUGCUCGAGCUCGACGGCCAGGACGCCCGCUACCGCGACUGGAGCAAGGGCCUGCGCCAGCCGGGCAUGGCGCUGAGCGGUGAGAGCGUCGUCCAGCGCCAGCUCUGGCUGAUGGAGAACAAGGGCAUGUCGAAACAACGGGCGUAUGACGUGGUGCGCAAGGAGUUCUACAAGCUGCGGCAGCAGGAGGAGAUCGAGCGCAGGAUAGCGGCCGAGGAGGCGCGCAUGUACGGCGCCUACUUCGGCAAGACGCAUCUGCAGAUCGGCAUGGAGCUCGAGGACGCCAUGUACGAGCGGUGGAAGAAGUGGGCGACCGACGAGAUCGCCAAGCUCGAGGCCGAGCGGACUUCAGCGUACACCAACGUCGUUGAUACCGAGAGCGGAAGGGAUGAGGACGAGCUGGAUAUAUGAGUCUCGCGAGCGGCAAACCGAUGUCGAGCGGGACCAAACUGGGGUGCCUGC
Molecule: messenger RNA, 1053 nt
Organism: Thermothielavioides terrestris NRRL 8126
Lineage: Eukaryota; Fungi; Ascomycota; Sordariomycetes; Sordariales; Chaetomiaceae
Product: mitochondrial 37S ribosomal protein RSM25
Exons: 2
Coding region: 280-1002 (240 amino acids)
Cellular component (GO): mitochondrial small ribosomal subunit
Molecular function (GO): structural constituent of ribosome
Source: RefSeq, a predicted model, not a curated record